Molecule: messenger RNA, 921 nt
Organism: Magallana angulata
Lineage: Eukaryota; Metazoa; Mollusca; Bivalvia; Ostreida; Ostreidae
Exons: 5
Coding region: 322-858 (178 amino acids)
Source: RefSeq, a predicted model, not a curated record
AUGCAUUUGUGUUGUGAAUUGGGGAAAGUAGUUCUUCAGUCUUCAGUUAGAACUGUUCCUCUUCACAAGUAUUGGUCAGAAUAAAAGCAGACAGAGAUUGAUGGCUAUCAUUACUCUCUGAUUAUUGUUAAUUUUCGAGUUUAGAAAUUUCAAUUGAUACUUAUUACCAUGAUACUUUAACACCUUCUAAUCUAAAUACCUGUACAAGUACACUGAGUGUUUGUGCUCUUUUCAUAUGCACUUGUGCACAUAUGUAGAGUAAACGCUGUAAAUCUGCAGUGCACAAGAGGGGUCGUGGAAGUGAAAAAGAAGUGGCAAGACAUGCAGUCUGCCGUCAAGAAGAAGGAAGCUCAGCGGAGGAAAAACUUGACGCAAACUGGAGGAGGGCCUUCACAGCUCCCCAUGUUGAAGCCUUGGGAGGAGAAAAUAUUGCAGUUGAUUCCUCAGUCAGCCAUAUCUGGAAUUGAGGAUGGGGUGGACACCAGUGAAGUCAGGUCUUCCCUUCAGAUGUCCCAAAAACCAAGUAGCCUUGAGAUACAGCCAUUUAUUGUCACUGAGGUUCCAGCUGAAGAACUUGAAAAUCUAGACACUAAUAGUGAUGUGCCAGUUGUCUCUCAAUCUGAAGAAGAAUCUUCUUUGUCAGAACCGUCCACUUCUAAAGGAAAACGGAAAACUCAAACAUUUAAUGAGUACAGCUACGGAUCUCAGCGCCUCAUUGAAAUUGAGGAGGAGAAGCUUUCAAUCAAAAAGCAGAGACUGGAAAUUGAAAAAGAGAGGCUCGAGAUUUUGAAGAACUUUUAUGCUUUGUUUUCUUCUUCAAAUGUUCAAUCUGUUUAUAAUCUUUUGUCUGAGUUUUAAUUAGUAAUUUCAUUUAUACUUGCGUGAAACUUUCACCCUCUGUGAGACCAAUGUUUUUUAUAC